ACAAACCCAUCAAAAUAAUAUCUCUGCUUUCUCCAUUAAUAACUCAAAAUCAAAGCUUUUUCUUUUAUCCUUCUAUCCUUCUCUCUCUCUCUCUCUCUUUGUAUCUGAAGCUUAUUAAUCUCUCUGUAACAUUCCAUUCCAUUUCUAACAUCAUUAUUAUAACUGUUCAUUUCAAGUUCCAUUGUUUUUGCUUCUUCUUCUCUGUGAAAAUCAUGUCAGUUUUCACAGAAACUAAUUCUUCCACUUCAACAAUAGCAGAACAAAUCAAACUAAGAAGACCCAGAAACCAAUUCCACCAUCAACAACAAGAAAUGCCCAUUUCGACAACUGAAACGGAAACAGAUCCAAACCCGCAAAUGUCUCGCUCUUCUAAAUCCACAAUUUCCUCUCUUUUCCUUUCCCCAUUUUCCACUGAACCCACAACCAAGAAAAAAGGCACCGCCUUCAGAGGUCUAGGAUGCACGGCAGGUGCCGCCCAGCAAGUGUCGGUGCCUGCGGUCAUACGGUCAUCAGCUGAGUGGGAAGGGAAAAGGGUAAAGAAGAAAAAGAAUCAACAGCAUCAAAGGCAACAGAAAAUGAAGAAAGAAAGUAUACAGAUUUGUAGUGAGAAUAUGUUGCAAAUUAAUGUGGGUGAUCAUAGUAUUAGUAACACUGAUAACAGUAACAAUAAUAAUAAUAGCAAUGGUAUUGGGAGUUUUAAUUCUGGAAAUUGUAUGGUGAUGCAAGAUGUGUGGUGUGGACCUGGAAUUGGGUUUUCUGCUGAUGCUGUUGUUGGGUCUGUGGACUGUGUUGUGGCUGCUAGAAGGAUUAAUAAUAACAAUUAUGCUUCUUCUGGUAGUAGAGGGAAGAAUGAUGUGGACAAAAUUAUUCAAAGGGAGAGAGAAAGGGAGAGGGAAAGAGAGAGGGAGCGUGCUUCUUGUUUAGGGAGGCGAGCAGCAGUGAACCCAGAAACUUUUUCUUUUUUGGAUUCUGACCCUGCUUUUAUAACAUCUCGCCCUGAACCAGAAGUUUUUGGAAGCCGGUAUUAUCGACAUGUUCGGCAUCCUUCCCCUGAUGGACUUGCUGAGAUGAUGAUGCUCCAAAAUAGUUUCAUGAUGGGAGGAAGAUUCGAUCGGUAUAGUGACUGGAGACUUGAUAUUGAUCACAUGUCAUAUGAGCAACUACUGGAGCUAGGUGAAAGAAUCGGUUAUGUGAGUACCGGAUUGAAAGAAGAUGAGAUUGGUCGCUGUGUCAGGAAAAUUAAACCUUCAAUUUAUAAUGACUUGUCAUCACGCUUACCCAUGAUUCUGGAUAAAAAGUGCAGUAUUUGUCAGGAGGAGUUUGAAUCAGAUGAUGAGCUGGGUAAGCUGGACUGUGGACAUGGCUUCCACAUACAGUGUAUAAAGCAAUGGCUUACACAGAAAAAUACUUGCCCAGUCUGUAAGAUUGAACCAGUGGCUCGAGGCUAGGUAUUUUUUUAUCUAUCUUCUUGGGCGCAUGGGUUUCCAAGUUGCUGCUCUUGCCCGGUCUACAUGAUGUAUAGAUUUUACCAUUAUACAUAAUCAUGAACUCAUUCAUUGGUGUGAAGCUUCAAAUUUUUCUUCUUGAAAUGACAGACAGGCUGCUCCCUUUUUUGGAUUAAUUCAGCAGGAUCUCAUGCUGAACCAAGUUAAUAGUACUGGAAUUUGAUGGAAAUCAUUAGUUGGAAAGAUGAUUGAAUGGAAUGUGUGCUCGAUUCCAAUUUC
Messenger RNA from Ricinus communis (castor bean), 1724 nucleotides. RefSeq lists its product as uncharacterized. The coding region runs from base 213 to 1448 and encodes 411 amino acids. Gene Ontology annotation, molecular function: ubiquitin protein ligase activity. The transcript is spliced from 5 exons. The record is from RefSeq and is a predicted model, not a curated record. NCBI's taxonomy places the organism in Eukaryota, Viridiplantae, Streptophyta, Magnoliopsida, Malpighiales, Euphorbiaceae.